Molecule: messenger RNA, 1199 nt
Organism: Penaeus chinensis
Lineage: Eukaryota; Metazoa; Arthropoda; Malacostraca; Decapoda; Penaeidae
Product: ETS homologous factor-like
Exons: 3
Coding region: 183-722 (179 amino acids)
Biological process (GO): regulation of transcription by RNA polymerase II; cell differentiation
Cellular component (GO): nucleus
Molecular function (GO): sequence-specific DNA binding; DNA-binding transcription factor activity, RNA polymerase II-specific
Source: RefSeq, a predicted model, not a curated record
GAGAAACGAUGGUGUUACUUAAAACGGUAAUAUAUAAUAUAAAACAUAAUCUGACCAUUAAUAAAUGCCCCCCCCCCCCCCCCACACACACACCACAACUAACAAUUUUUUGUUGGUGUUUUUUACUGGCAUUGGAGGAGUGAGGGCAGCCUGGGCUCUUGGCAUGGGUGUAUAGGUGGAGGAUGGGUAGAAAGGGGCUAUUACCUAUUAUCUGGCAGUGUGUACAUGCCAUCCCCGGCAGCAAUGGGUUAACAAGAUAUAUAUUACGUUACUCCACUGUAAUAAAAAGGGGGACUGCUUCAUUAACAGAGAACAGUAACGCGUUGACAGAAGCGGCCAGUUCCUCACCACACCAGUUAUUUGAAGAUCAGUACGAAAUUCUGCAAAAGAUUCCUUCGAAGAAAAAAAAGAGAGUUCGAGGUCCCAAGAACUGGGAGUUCCUGAUCCGCCUGCUAGUGAACCCGCGAUCGAACCCUUCCUUGAUCUGCUGGGAAGACGAGUCCAACGCGACCUUCCGCUUGGUGCAGCCCUACGCCAUCGCCAAACUCUGGGCUUCGCGCACCUCACACACUCCGCCCUUGAGUUAUAAUAACUUCGCUAGAGGAUUAAGGUAUCAUUACAGAAAAGGCGCUUUGGAGGCCGUGUCGGAGAAGCAACUUGUUUACCGUUGCGGACCUAAAGCCUUAAGAUUCCUCAAUGCUCUGCGCCCCGAGUCUUCCUGAAAUUGGAUAGCAAACUCCCCAGCAAAACGCAACUUGUGAUUCAAACAAUUUUUUCUCUGAAAACUAUGAAUCGGUAACUUCAAAUUUGAGGCGGAAUUUAAUCGUUUCCUCGGAUGUAUUGGGACUGCGGUCUGAACCUCGGUUGAUUAGGAAGGGCAUCCAAUCAGGCAAAUAACCCCUCAAUAAGGUAUCGAGAAGUCCUGAAGGAGAAUGAAUGAGACACACACACACGCGUACACGUAUAUGCAUGUAGAUUGCAUAAAUAACAAUAAACUUAUCCAUCCAGCUUCCCCGGGGAACGCCCAGACCGGCGGCAUAGGUAAGUGUCUGUGACUUUUCUUGGCAUUUGUAAAGACCGGAAGUACGAGUUCUGCGUUGUGCAGAGCACCACGCUUCGAGACACAGGGAGUUCCCUUGUUUUCAUGCACAUAUGCUACAUGUUUAUAUAUAAGUGUGUGUGUGUUUAUACACACACAC